ACCCGGAGGAGAAGCACCGCAUCGGCCAUUUUGGGCUCAAAGGGGGCUUUUCUGUCACCACGUGAGGGUUGGGUUAGUGAGUCCGAGACGGACACUUUAAUCGAGCCGAACGAGGACUCAAAAAACUAGGGAGUAAAAUCGGGCUAGCCGCUGCCUCACACACACAUUCGCGCUCUUUUCACAUGUGGUGAUAUACAGAGUGUAAAGGAUGCCGACAGUCACUCUGCCACCCAAAGAAAACGCUCUCUUCAAGAGGAUCUUGAGAUGUUAUGAACACAAGCAGUACAGAAAUGGGUUGAAGUUUUGCAAACAGAUUCUCUCCAAUCCCAAAUUCUCAGAACAUGGAGAAACCCUGGCGAUGAAAGGCCUGACCCUUAACUGCCUUGGGAAGAAGGAGGAAGCCUACGAACUUGUUCGCAGAGGUCUCAGAAAUGACCUAAAGAGCCAUGUCUGCUGGCACGUGUACGGUCUACUCCAGAGGUCUGACAAGAAGUACGAUGAGGCUAUUAAGUGCUACAGGAACGCACUGAAAUGGGACAAAGACAACCUGCAGAUCCUGCGAGAUCUUUCCCUGCUUCAGAUCCAGAUGAGAGACCUGGAGGGUUACCGGGAGACCCGGUAUCAACUGCUACAGUUGCGACCGGCCCAGCGAGCAUCAUGGAUUGGUUACGCCAUCGCGUAUCACCUCUUGGGGGACUAUGAGAUGGCGGCUAAAAUCAUUGAGGAGUUUAGAAAAACACAACAGACAUCCCCUGAUAAGGUGGAUUAUGAGUACAGCGAGCUGCUGCUUUAUCAGAAUCAGGUGUUGAGGGAGGCCGGGCUCAUGAGAGAAGCUCUGGAGCAUCUCACCACAUACGAGAAACAAAUCUGUGAUAAACUGGCGGUGGAGGAGACCAAAGGAGAGCUGCUGUUGAGUCUGGAACGUUAUGAGGAGGCAGCGGAUGUGUACAGACGACUGCAGGAGAGAAAUCCAGAGAACUGGUCUUACUACCAUGGCCUGGAGAACGCCUUCAAGCCUGCAAGCGUAGAGGAGAAGCUGAAGAUUUAUGAGGAAGCGUGGGAGAAAUACCCAAAAGGCCUUGUACCUCGCAGAUUACCACUUAGCUUCCUGUCUGGUGAGAAGUUUCGGGAGUGUCUGGAUAGAUAUUUAAGAAUGAACUUUAGUAAAGGAUGUCCUCCAGUCUUCACUACACUCAGAUCUCUCUACCAGGACAAAGAAAAGGUGUCAAUAAUUGAAGAAUUAGUUGUUGGUUAUGAAACAUCUUUGCGUACCUGUCGAAUGUUCAGCCCGGAUGAUGAUGGCAAAGAGGAGCCGCCCACUACGUUACUCUGGGUUCAGUACUUCCUGGCUCAGCACUAUGAUCAAAUUUCUCAGCACAGCAUGGCCCUUGAAUAUAUCAACGCUGGUAUUGAGAGCACACCUACUCUGAUAGAGCUUUUCCUUGUUAAAGCCAAGAUAUACAAGCAUGCUGGGAACAUCCGGGAAGCAGCCCGCUGGAUGGAUGAAGCUCAGGCCCUGGACACAGCUGACCGCUUCAUCAACUCCAAAUGCGCCAAGUACCUGCUUAAAGCAGGCCUGGUCAAAGAAGCUGAGGAAAUGUGCGCCAAGUUUACAAGGGAGGGAGCGUCUGCCGUAGAGAAUUUGAAUGAGAUGCAGUGUAUGUGGUUUCAGACUGAAUGUGCUCUGGCCUACAAAUCUAUGAAGAAAUAUGGAGAAGCUCUUAAAAAAUGUCAUGAGAUUGAGAGGCAUUUUGUAGAGAUAACCGACGACCAGUUUGACUUCCAUACAUACUGCAUGCGAAAGAUGACGCUGCGCUCCUACGUGGACCUACUGAAGCUCGAGGACGUGUUACGUAUGCACCCGUUCUACUUCAAAGCCUCACACACCGCCAUCCAAAUCUACCUCAACCUUCACGACAACCCGCUUAUCGAUGACAGCAAAGAGCUACAGGCCGAUACUGGGAAUCUUACUGACAAAGAGCUGAAGAAGUUAAGGAACAAGCAACGGAGAGCACUGAAGAAAGCACAGAUAGAAGAAGAGAAAAAGAACGCAGAGAAGGAGAAACAGCUAAAGAACCAGAAGAAGAAGAAAGAGGAUGACGACGAAGAGGUUGGAGGACCCAAGGAGGAACUUGUACCAGAGAAACUGGCCAGGGUGGAAAACCCAUUAGAUGAAGCUGUAAAGUUUCUAACACCCUUGAAAAAUCUAGUGAAGAAGAAGAUAGAAACGCACCUCCUGGCCUUUGAGAUCUACUUUAGGAAAGAAAAAUUCCUGUUAAUGUUGCAAUCGUUGAAGAGGGCCUAUACCAUAGACCCAGACCAUCCCUGGCUUCACCAGUGUGUAGUUCGCUUCUUUAAAGGAGUAUCGGAAAGUAAAGACGUACCAGAAUCAGUGAGCAUGGUGCUGGGGCAGGAAAUCUCCAGGCUGUUUGGAGACAGUAAUGCCAAGAGCUUCAACCAGGCCUUCCUCACCAAGCACUCCAAUUCCAUCCCUCACCGUGUAGCAGCUGCCAAAAUGAUGUUUUACUUGGAACCUUCAACACAAAAGAAAGCAGUUGAACUGGCUAUAGCACUUGACGAAUCCCUGAGUAACAGAAGUAUUGAGAUCUGUACAGAGGUUUUGGAAAGCCUGCGUGAUGGUAAACUUGGAGACGCUAAAGAAACUGCCGAGUCAUACCGGGCGGAGUGUCAGAAGAUCUACCCCUACACCCUGGCCUUCAUGCCCCCGGGCUACGAGGAAAACAUGAAGAUUGCGGUCAACGGAGACGUCUCCACAGAAACCGAAGAGCUGGCCAAUGACAUGUGAACGUCUGAAGAGGUUGAAAGACUGAAGGUGGAGGAGAAGGUGUGAUGGGAAACUGUGCAGCUCCGACACUUUCGAACACCCAAGACGGUUGCCUUUGACUGACUAUUGCGAUUCUGUAAGGAUCUUCCUGCGAUCUUCUACACCUCAUGAGAUUGCAGUUAGGACUGAGAGACUAUGACACGUUUGGAGUGUAGGAUGACGAGGAGGUGUGUGUGUGUGUGUGUGUGUGUGAGGGUUGGGGGACAAGAAUAAAAUGCCCAUUUUACUUUUUUAACCUUGCUGAUGACUACUCUCUAACUGAAUACUAGUCAAAACAUGCAUCCCAUUUUGAAAUCCAGUAUGUCUGAAUGCAAACUCUGUGCAAAGAGAGCAAAUCCUAUAGUCAACAAACCAAGCAAGAGAUGCACACUCAAACCCAUCUUUUCCCUGUUUUAAAGAGUAAUUUAUAUGAAAAAUAAAAGCUUAAAAAUGGA
This is a messenger RNA of Triplophysa dalaica, 3279 nucleotides long. It is a transcript of the gene naa15b, whose product is annotated as N-alpha-acetyltransferase 15, NatA auxiliary subunit b. Gene Ontology annotation, molecular function: protein binding; protein-N-terminal amino-acid acetyltransferase activity. Lineage: Eukaryota; Metazoa; Chordata; Actinopteri; Cypriniformes; Nemacheilidae. The coding region runs from base 209 to 2806 and encodes 865 amino acids. The transcript has 20 exons. Gene Ontology annotation, biological process: N-terminal peptidyl-methionine acetylation. The record is from RefSeq and is a predicted model, not a curated record. Gene Ontology annotation, cellular component: NatA complex; cytoplasm.